GUUCCCUUCAUAGCCCCACCAUAUGGCCGAUCUGAUGUCCAGCCAUGGUAGCGGACGCCGAAAGCACGGAAGUGAUCGAGCUACAGGUGGUGGGCUUGGAUGGUGAAGGCUUUACAUUGCGAAUUCCAGACUCCAAAAGCGGCGAGGACCUCCGCGCGCUGGUCGCGCGACGACUUGUGGCGAAGGCGGGCGCCCAGCUGGUUCUCUUGAAUGGACCAGAGCAACUCUCAAAGUCUCAGAGCUUGAAGGACCAGGGCCUUUGCUGUGGCAAAACAGUGUCCUACAGCUAUGUGCCUACGAACCUCGCCAGGGCCCUCACGCGCUCCCGCCUGGCCUCGCCACCAGCGAACUCGGCGAGUUCCUCGCAGUUCGACGAUGCCUGGGAUGGGCUGACCGAGCUCCAAGGCGUUGCUGGGCAGAUGGCAACGAGCUUGCCCGGCAGUUUGGUGUGCUUGACUUUGGGCAAUGAUUUCAAUGAGAGUUUGGAGGGAAUGGAGUGGCCUGAGACUCUUCAACAUGUGAGCUUUGGCAGAGCCUUUGACCAGACUUUGGAGCGAGUGGCCUGGCCGAAUCUACGCAGCCUGAACUUUGGCAACUCCUUUAACCAGUCUUUGGAGGGCGUGACUUUACCAAGAAGCCUCCUAGACUUGACCUUUGGCAUGAAGUUCAACCAGACCUUAGCCGGUGUGAACUUACCACUGGGGCUGCAGCGUUUGACUUUUGGCAUUUUGUUCAACAGGAGCAUGGACAAGGUGAAUCUACCCUCCGGUCUGCAGACGCUGGUUUUUAGCAUCGACUUUAAUCAGAGUUUGGAGCAAACCAAACUUCCAGCCAGCCUCCAAUGCUUGAUAUUUGGGAUUCAAUUUAAUCAGAGCUUGGAACAUGUUGAGCUGCCCAGUGGCUUGCAACGAUUGUGUUUGGGCGAUGCGUUCAAUCAAAGCUUGCAACGAGUCAACUUGCCAAAGAACCUCACAUCAUUGGUGUUUGGUACGAAUUUCAAUCAAACAUUGACCGGAGUGAGUUGGCCAAGCAGCCUGCGUACUUUGACCUUUGGCCAUGACUUCGAACUGGACUUGAUCGAGUUGGAUUGGCCAAAGGGCCUGGAAAGCUUAACUCUUGGCAGUGUCUCGCCCAGAUUCUUCGACUGUCAAUGGCCCCAAAGCUUGAAAAGCCUCAGCUUCGUGGGGUAUUUCGACCCGCGAAACCACUUGAAACUCCCCUGCGGCCUCGAAAGCUUGACGUUGGAUGGAUCUUUUGAUGGAAAGCUGGAGGACAUUCAGUGGCCCAGCGGAUUGCAGACAUUAACUUUGGGCGAUGCCUUUAAUCAGAGCUUGGCCAAGGCACGAUGGCCCAACGGACUGAAGAGCUUGACUUUGGGCCUUUCCUUUAAUCAGAGCUUGGAGGAGGUACGGUGGCCGGAGAGCCUGCAGAGCCUCACUUUUGAACAUGACUUCAACCAAAGUUUGGCCAAUGUCGAAUUUCCAAGCCGCUUGGAAAGCUUGACAUUCAGCGAGAGUUUCAAUCAGAGUUUGGUGGGAGUUUCUUUUCCACAGAGCCUCAGGAGCUUAACAUUUGGAACGAGCUUCAACCACAGCUUGGAAGGACUUUGCUUGCCUGAGGGUCUCCAAAGCUUGACAUUUGGCACGAAUUUCAAUCAAAGCUUGGACAAUGUCACUUGGCCUCCAAGCCUUCAAAUGCUCAUUCUUGGAUUCAGCUUCAACCAGAGCUUGGAAAGAAUCACUUGGCCAAGUUGCUUGGAAAUUUUGACCUUUGGAUAUGACUUCGACCAGAGCUUGGAUCAGGUCACUUUGCCCAACAGCCUUCGAUGCCUGACUUUUGACCAUGAUUUCGACCAGAGCUUGGAGCAAGUGAAUCUGCCAAGCAAUCUUGAAAGCCUAACGCUGAGUGCGAGAUAUAAGCACAGCUUGCUCCAAGUGUCGUUGCCCAGCAGCCUUCACAGCCUCACUUGCGGGCAGCUGACGGUGUCGACGAGGACCAAUUAAAAAAGCGGACGCAAGGGCUGGAUCCAUUGGUGCCGCAGAGUACAUUUGGAUGCAGCUCAGUGAGUGCCCGCAGAGUAGCGGAAGCAGACCGAAUAUCCAACGAGACCAAUUUUCACUACCAGCCAGUGGAUCACUUGGAUGCGGCUUUCCGAUGCUUUCUGAGACACUCAUUUGCGGAGCUGCAGCUGCGGUAUGCUCUUGCAUGAGCUAUGAGGUCAGUUUGUCAACUGCAAUUGCAAGUGUACUGUAUCUGUUUUAAUUAGAGCAAAUGCUUAGAAACAGAAACCAAAAACUCCUUUUGUAGACAUUUGGUUCUUUUCUCAGUAUUCUUGCCAAUCCAUCCAAUUGGAUGGGAUGGUCUUUUAACAUCCCCAUACCGCACCCAGCAUGUUCUCACCUACUGCAACUUGGUCGGUAUUCCGGGAAA
Messenger RNA from Durusdinium trenchii, 2430 nucleotides. The record is from the annotation of a GenBank genome assembly. Lineage: Eukaryota; Dinophyceae; Suessiales; Symbiodiniaceae.